Messenger RNA from Bombyx mandarina (wild silkworm), 609 nucleotides. Its product is annotated as lysozyme. Gene Ontology annotation, molecular function: lysozyme activity. Lineage: Eukaryota; Metazoa; Arthropoda; Insecta; Lepidoptera; Bombycidae. The record is from RefSeq and is a predicted model, not a curated record.
AUGGUGAUGUCUUCCGGGCGGAAGCAAACACUGGCGGGCGGCGCGUCACUCGACGGCGCGUGGGGCGGCGACGACGCGGCUCUCGCGUCGCGCUCCUCGGAAUUCGGCAUCUUCUUCGGCGGAUUACGUAUUUCAAACCUAAACAGCUCUUGUAUCCGAUGCUUGUGUCACGUUACCGGCUGCGAUCUGUCUCACAAAUGCACGGACGGUUACUGCGGGCCAUUUUACAUCUCGAGGGUGUACUGGGUGGACGCUGGGAAACCGACGCUGCCUGAUGAUGACCCCAAUCGGAAGGAAGCAUUCGAAGAUUGCGCAAGAGACUACAACUGCUCCAUUAGAAUAGUCGAGAGCUACAUGGCUAAGUUCGGAAAGGACUGCAACGGUAACGGCGUGACUAAUUGCUUCGAUUACAUGAUGAUCAACUUCCACGGAGGGCGCGCUUGCUCCGAGCCCCUAUUCCUAAGCCCACAGGGUCUAAAAUGGCUCGCGCACUACCAACAAUGUCGAUUUUAACCACAACCCACAUUCUCGUUUAGUAUAAAUCUAUACACUGUACAAACUAUAAAUUCAUUAUAUCAAUAUAAUAAAUAAUUAACUUAUUUUCAUUGA